GCCCAAGGCCGCUCCCCAAAACAAAAGGCCGAGACGUCGUCGCAGCUUUCAGAAACCCCAUCGUCUUCAGAGCAAAACCGUGAAACUGAAAAAAUGGCAGGCUCCGGGUCCACCGGCGGGUCGGGUCAGUUGUCCAACCCAUCGUCGGCUUCUCUUCCUCCCAAAAUCCUGUUAGCCAAACCGGCCCUUGUAACUGGAGCCCCGGUUCCCGGGAAAUUCUCCCGUGGCGGCGGCGGCGGCGCCGGUGUGGACGACGAUACGGCGUCGCUUCGGUCCCGCCUACCUUCGAUCGGAUCACUCAACCUCCUUUCGGAGUCCUGGGACUUCCACAUCGAUCGCUUCCUUCCUGGCUGUUGGAAAUUGAAGUUCUUGACGGAGAACACGGAUUUCGCGGUGAUCGGAGUGAUUGGACCGCCUGGGGUGGGGAAGUCGACGAUCAUGAACGAGCUCUAUGGUUUUGACCCGACUUCGCCUGGAAUGUUGCCACCAUAUACAGUACAGUUGGAGGAAGUGAGAGCAAUGGCAAGACAUUGCAGUAUGGGAAUUGAACCCAGAGUCUCUGCUGAGCGCCUAAUCCUUUUGGAUACCCAGCCUGUGCUAAGUCCUUCUGUUUUGGCUGAGAUAAUGAGGCCUGAUGGCUCAUCCACCAUUCCAGUUCCGGGUGGUGAAUCCUUGUCCGCUGAGCUGGCUCAUGAAAUUAUGAGCAUUCAGCUUGGCGUACUUCUGACUUCCAUUUGUCACAUUUUGUUGGUUGUAUCGGAGGGAGUUCAUGACCAGAGCAUGUGGCGUCUGAUGUCCACGGUUGAUCUAUUGAAACAUGGCAUACCUGAUCCGUCUUCACUAACCCCUUCUCCGUCUCAAAGCUCUACUACCUCAGGGCCCGAAAAAGACAGUAAAGAUAAAGUCCAUGAAGCUGGAGAGUAUAUGGCUGCUCCAAUUUUUGUGCACAUGAAGCUACAAGAUCAAGAUCUUACUGUGCAUAAUUGUGAGCAACUGAAGAAGGCAUUAACACAUUAUUUCAGCACCUCAUCUUUCAUGAGUGAGAGGCAUGGAAAUGUGGCCAAAGAGCAAUCGUUCUCCUCUGUGGCUCCUAGUGCUCAAAGUGGGGAUCCAGAUUCUGUGGCUCCAAAUUUGUUCGUAAUCCCAGCUAGGAACAAAGAUGAGUCCCCUAUUAAUCAGUAUGAAAGUCAUACCUCUGUGCUAUGGAAAUUGCGCGACCAGGUUUUAUCUAUGAAUCAUCUUUCAUUCUCAAGGACUCUGAGCGAGCGUGACUGGUUGAAGAAUUCUGCCAAGAUAUGGGAACUAGUGAAGAACUCUGCAAUAAUUGCAGAGUACAGCAAAACACUUCAAAAUUCCGGCUUGUAUAGGAGAUAGUCAGUCCCCAGCAUUCUGUUUUCUCGUGUACUAGCAUACAUUAAUUAAUGGGUUACAUUUGUAUCUCUUGAAAC
Morus notabilis is the source of this 1448-nucleotide messenger RNA. Its product is annotated as protein SMG9. Gene Ontology annotation, biological process: nuclear-transcribed mRNA catabolic process, nonsense-mediated decay. The record is from RefSeq and is a predicted model, not a curated record. Bases 94 to 1374 code for a protein of 426 amino acids. The transcript has 8 exons. NCBI's taxonomy places the organism in Eukaryota, Viridiplantae, Streptophyta, Magnoliopsida, Rosales, Moraceae.